UCGUACGCUGAUUCUUUUUAUCAAUAAUCCAUUACGUCUUAUUUGAAAACAAAUUAUGCUAGAUGAGAUAGAUCGAGUUCCCUAUACUCUGUCUCUCUCGAUAUGAAACGUCAUUCAUGACUAUAGAAAAGUGCAUGCGAAAUGCGAAUACUUGUCCCAUUCCAUGCAUACAUUUUACUGGUUGUCGAGCAAGAUUUUCAUGGGAGGUUAAUUAGCAGAAUGCAGAUUUGUUCGUAGAAAAUGAAUCAGUUUUUUCUCGACAAGCGGAUCGACUGUUACUGUCACUUGAUCUGAAAUAGCGGGGCAGUUUAUCAAGCUAUGCAUUUUUUUGUUGAGAACUUGACAACGGAUUUAACCUCACGACCCGAGUGCGUCUUUGAAAAUUUAAUUGUGGUUACCUGUAAUCUCCAUAUGGUCGCUGUCCCUGUUGACAGUACGAGGUGCUUGUGAUCGUUGUAAAAUUUAUCUCUGAUCUCGUCGUGACACGAUGGUGCCGCAUUUGCAGAUUUUAUCGAAUAUUCUGCAGCGACUGGAAAAUAUAGAAAAUGCAGCAACUGGUUACGUUUACGGUAUUAUGUACAAUGGUACGCUCGUAGUCCUAACGUUCAGUAUAAACUCGUGUGAAACCGACGAGAGUGAGGAUGAUAAGGAGAAGAGCAUAACUGAUUACACGACACUGCAACUAAAUUUACCCGCAGACAUUUAUCUCUGCGGUAUAUUGCACAUUGGUGAAUGCAAAGAUGUAAAUCUUGAUGUCUUCAAGGAUAUCGAUAUCACAGAUAAUCCAUUACUUUUGAAGUAUUCACGCAAUACGUCGGAUCUGCAAGCCUACUUUUACAUGCACCAGAAACUGGAAGCUGUCAAUAAUCUCAGUAUUAUUAGCGAAGAUGAUAUUUCUCAGCAAUUUGUGUACGUCAGAUUACAAGCGACUCUCCCGCUGAUUGCCCAAGAUGGAAACAUGCUGGAAGCAUUGCAGGAGUCGCGAAAAAAUAUCGCAUCCGGCAAGAUAGGAAUACAUUUUCCUCUGAACGAUACGUACCUCUUCAGAACUGAUGAUAACUCCAAACAGACGCCGAUAAAAGAUCUUGUGUCUGCGUCGAAAGACGAGAAAUCUUCAGAUCGGUUAAACAGUACCAAUACCAACACUGUAGAUGUUAUAGACGCUAACAUGCUACUGAAGAUAUCGGGUGAGAAAAAUUCGGAGGAAGCUAUCAAAUAUGCGCCUGUCUUGCAGCAUAUCAAAAGAACCUUCGAGAGCCUAGAAUGCAAUCUACGCAUCGACGCGCUGUCGCUGGUGAGCUUGAACGUGAGCUCGGCAGAGUUGCACGCGAUUCUGGUGGAAUCCGUUUGCCGGAACAUUCGAUUGAUCGAGAUGCAACAGGAAAAUCAGUCGGAGAACGUGCAGCCGUCCAUGAAAUCGCCCGAGGUCAUGCACUUCAAGCCUCAAGACUGUGGGCACUUGUUGACCAUAGUCUAUCCCGGCAAUUCCAGUAGCACCGACACAGUGGAAUAUCGUAAGGCUUUGCACAAGGCGCUAGCGCUCGAUUCGACCAGGCCGUACUUUCGACGUGGAAAUGCAGUCAAGUUUAACGCGCAGCCGAAUGAGAUACUUGUGAACCCGCACCAGGCAAUUUUGCAUAAAGGUGUCGCGGGAAAAGUCAGUGUCGCGUACGGCUUGUAUACGUAUCAUCACUAUAUGCAAGAUAAUGUUGAUGAUAACGGAUGGGGAUGCGCCUACAGGUCUCUUCAAACGAUCGUUUCGUGGUACAGAUUACAGGGCUAUACUGAGGUACCAAUACCCUCUCAUCGUGAAGUACAGCAAUGCCUGUACGAUAUAGGCGAUAAGCCUUCAAGCUUUGUUGGCAGUAGACAGUGGAUCGGUUCGACCGAAGUAAGUUUCGUGCUUCAGUCCACUCUCAACAUAGACACGAAAGUACUUUGUGCAUCGAGCGGGGACGAGAUGUCGGCCUUAUUUCCGCAGCUCGCUAAUCAUUUCGAUACGCAAGGCACGCCUAUCAUGAUCGGUGGAGGCGUAUUAGCUCAUACAAUCCUAGGCGUAAGUUACGACGAGCAAUCCGGAGAGGGAAAAUUCUUGAUUUUGGAUCCGCACUACGCGGGAGCGGAACAUUUACCCACCGUGGUAAACAAGGGGUGGUGCGGAUGGAAGACGAAAGACUUUUGGAAAAAGGAUGCAUUUUAUAACAUGUGCCUUCCGCAGAGACCUAUAACCUUCUGAUACUGAAAAUGCCACAUUGUACAUAACUAAAUUUUUCAAAUGUAAUUAAAGCGAAAUUUUUUUCUGAAUAUUUAAUUACACACACCUGUGUAUAGUACAUGAUUCUCACAAUAUAUUGUAGCAUUGCAAUA
Ooceraea biroi (clonal raider ant) is the source of this 2367-nucleotide messenger RNA. It is a transcript of the gene Ufsp2, whose product is annotated as UFM1 specific peptidase 2. Gene Ontology annotation, biological process: proteolysis. Gene Ontology annotation, molecular function: deUFMylase activity. NCBI's taxonomy places the organism in Eukaryota, Metazoa, Arthropoda, Insecta, Hymenoptera, Formicidae. Gene Ontology annotation, cellular component: nucleus; endoplasmic reticulum. The record is from RefSeq and is a predicted model, not a curated record.